UGCUUUCUCCGCCGGUCCUCUAGUCUCAACCUCACACAAAGAAGCACCGUCCAAGACAGCCAGAGCCAAGCAUGCAUCUCAAGCCCAACACAAUGAAGCUUCAAGCUACCACCACCACCACUGUGGCUCUCCUCAUCCUCCUCCUCUUAGCCUCCUCAUCCUUCCAUCUCUCCAUGGCCGGCUCAGCGUUCUGCGACGGCAAGUGCCAGGUGCGGUGCUCCAAGGCGAGCCGCCACGACGACUGCCUCAAGUACUGCGGGAUAUGCUGCGCCGCCUGCAACUGCGUGCCGUCGGGGACCUCCGGCAACAAGGACGAGUGCCCCUGCUACCGCGACAAGACCACCGGAAAAGGCGCCCGCAAGAGGCCCAAGUGCCCUUGAUCGGUGGUGAUCUGCCAUCCAUGGCCGGCGCAUGCUCAUGGCACAUCCGUAUCUAUCUACCAUCCAUGGCGCGCGCAUAUAUACCACCUGAACUGCAUGCAUGCGUAUCAUGGAGUACUACUGUGUCGCAGAGUCGACACGGAUCACUAUAUAUAUGCACCUAAAUCAUGAUCCACCGCGGUGUCUGAACUUUUUCUCCUGCUAUGCUUAUGAAGUUUCUGGUGACUCCCCAUGCACAUGAUCCUGUGUGUUGAUUUGUAUGAUGAGUUGUAACCUGUUAAUGAUGGUGUGUGCUGCAAUAAACUUUGGUUCCUGGCCCUAAUAAUAUCCAACAAUGUUCUUGUU
Messenger RNA from Lolium rigidum, 725 nucleotides. Its product is annotated as peamaclein-like. The coding region runs from base 72 to 380 and encodes 102 amino acids. The transcript has 2 exons. Lineage: Eukaryota; Viridiplantae; Streptophyta; Magnoliopsida; Poales; Poaceae. The record is from RefSeq and is a predicted model, not a curated record.